CAACACGGGUGCUUAUGUAUAAAAAAUCAACCUUUUUCUAUGUGGCAUAUGAGAAACCAAAUUUCUGUGACAAAUAAUGCAGGCAUUCGUUUUCAUAGGGGUAUGAUCGUCAAAAUUCCUUUAGAUAAGUACAAUUAGAUUCCGCCACAUGCCAUCUUAUGGUUUAUUUAUUUUCCCAACAAAACUAAUAUUGUAAAAAAAACUAUUCUUUCUUUAUUAGAAAAAAAACUAAAUACAACAAAAUUCAUAACUGUUUUUUUUUCUAGUACCGACCAUAACUUUAACACACAAACUCCGAUUGAAGUGAUUCAGAAUAUAACGAAUAUAACUCUUGUAUCAUAACUUUGAUUGGGCUGAUUCAAAAUUUCACAAAAGAUGACUUAAUUAAUCACCUACAAGCUCCUUGUUUUACAUUUCUUUCAGUUCAUCACCAAUUAUGCUAAGAAUCUUACCCAAUCUCAAUGAAGUUGCUAAAAAGAAUGUAUUUGCCGAUGAUUUAGAAAAACAAACGACUAUUGUAUGGACAAUUUAGUGUUAUGGAAUCAUUGAUAAUUGUUUCUAAUUAUGUUUUUGCUGUCUUUUAGUAACAAAUGUCAACCGUUUCAAUUGUGUUUUAGGCGAAAUAUUAACUGAAUCAUAAAACCGGCAUGGAUUUUAUCCAAAAAUAUUAUUUUUAACAAAAAAAAAAAAUUACAAGUGAAAAAACUGAAUAGUAAGGAAUCAGCUGAAUCAUUAUAUGAUAUCUUAACUAAAAAUUUGCAAUUUUAUUUUUAUAGAAAACAACACAUAAUAUUAAAAAAAAACCGAAGUUUUGAUAGUUUAUACUAAAAUGUGUCAAUAUGGUCUCCAUUUUAAAGAAAAGAAAAAUUACGAACAUAUAAGAAGAAAAUUGACAGGUUAAAGAACAGUUGCAUUGCAUUUGCAUGAUGUGAUUUAUAAACAAAACCAUUCACCAAAACAGAGGGAAGGAGGGAUAAUUGUUAAUUAGAAUUAGCGGAGAUGAAGAAUAAAUGAUGCGAAGGUUAAGGGGACAAUACAUCGUCAAUUAAUUAAAGUGGUUGUAAUGUACGUAAAUGGGUUCUCCUCAAAUCACGGUUCUCUUCUAGUUAUAACUCAUAUUCUCCUGAAGAGGCCGACCCAAAAAUGGAGGAACGUCUUGGAUCAGAAGAGAAAUUUAAAGGAUCGAUACAGAAGAGGGCAUCUACAACCUGAUCCAAGAACAUGGAAGGAAGGAAGGAAGCAGGAAGUCUUAAAAACUACAAGCCAAAAUUCAGCUAUAUCUUCUGUGAUAUGGAUGGUACACUUCUGAAUAGCAAAAGUCUAGUUUCUGCUACAAAUGCUGAGGCAUUAAGAGAGGCUUCAUCAAUGGGUGUAAAAGUGGUGUUAGCCACUGGAAAAACUCGUCCAGCUGCUAUAACUCUUUUAAAUAUGGUGGAUUUAGCAGGAAAAGAUGGAAUUGUCUCAGAGUCCUCACCAGGUGUUUUCAUACAGGGUUUGCUUGUUUAUGGAAAAGAAGGCAAGGAAAUUCAAAAAACAAAUUUGGAUCCAAAUGUUUGCAAAGAAGCAUUUCAUUAUUCUGUAGAACACAAGGUUCCACUUGUUGCAUUUAGUGAGAAUCGUUUGCUGACCUUAUUCAGUCAUCCUCUUGUCGACUCCCUCCACACCAUAUAUCAUGAACCAAGGGCAGAAGUUAAGCCUUCAGUGGAGGAGCUGUUAAGUAGUGGAGAUGUACAAAAGGUGUUAUUUCUAGACACUGCUGAAGGGGUUUCUGGGAAACUGAGGCCAUAUUGGUCAGAAGCAACAAAAGGUCGUGCAUGUGUUGUUCAAGCACAAGCAGACAUGCUUGAAAUUGUGCCACCUGGCACUUCAAAGGGUAAUGGAGUAAAAAUGCUGCUUGAUCAUCUUGGUGUUACUGCAAACGAGAUAAUGGCUAUUGGUGAUGGAGAAAACGAUGUUGAGAUGAUGCAAUUGGCUUCUUUAGGGGUUUGUUUGAGUAAUGGAUGUGAGAAGACAAAAGCUGCAGCUAAUGUGAUUGGUGUUAGUAAUGAUGAAGAUGGAGUUGCUGAUGCUAUCUAUAGGUAUGCAUUUUAAAGUUUAAACCACACAUUACAUUUUGAGCUCAAAGACUCGAAAACUUGGUAUACUUUUUGUUUUUUGUUUUUCUUCCCUGUUGGAAUUAUUGUACAUAGAUGGGUAGAUACUAGUAAAAGGAAAGAGAAAGGCUAGUGAUAAUGAGAGAAAAGAAACAAAGAAGGAAAGUUAAUGUCAUUGGUCCAUGAGACCUUGUUGUUAUAGGUUGACACAAGAUUCAAAUCAUCUCAUUGUAUAGCAAGGG
Lactuca sativa (garden lettuce) is the source of this 2335-nucleotide messenger RNA. Its product is annotated as endoribonuclease YBEY, chloroplastic. Gene Ontology annotation, biological process: rRNA processing. The record is from RefSeq and is a predicted model, not a curated record. Gene Ontology annotation, molecular function: metalloendopeptidase activity. NCBI's taxonomy places the organism in Eukaryota, Viridiplantae, Streptophyta, Magnoliopsida, Asterales, Asteraceae.